Molecule: messenger RNA, 1548 nt
Organism: Lasiodiplodia theobromae
Lineage: Eukaryota; Fungi; Ascomycota; Dothideomycetes; Botryosphaeriales; Botryosphaeriaceae
Product: Mitochondrial distribution and morphology protein family
Exons: 5
Coding region: 1-1548 (515 amino acids)
Biological process (GO): mitochondrion inheritance
Cellular component (GO): mitochondrial inner membrane
Source: RefSeq, a predicted model, not a curated record
AUGCUCACCACCCAUCACCACGACGUCAUUGCUAGGUCUCAGAUGCCCGUCGAGCAGCUUCCUUACCGCGCCACGAAGGCCACAAGCCGGCGGCGUUAUAUUUCAGUGCGCAACCGCGGCAUGGAACCGGCGACCGAGUCCGCGAAUGCUGCCGCUGGCGCAGGUGCUGGGAAAAAUUUCAUGGACCGGCUUCCCCACCUUCCGCACCGGCCCACAAAGGAGGAGCUACUCGCCGCCGCUAAUGGCGCAUGGUCUCGGUUCAAAGUCCAUUUCAAAUGGUUUUCUAUUAGAAGUGGACGGAAAUUCAACAUGGACGAUAUCAGUGCUUUUUUUUCCUGGAUCCUCCUCGGCCACCUCGCCUGGAUCAUCGUUGGUACGACUACCUUCUUCUCCAUGUGCAUCUUUCUGGUGAACACGGUUUUCGCGCAAGAGACGUUGGCUCGGACUGUAGGAAACUACCUUACCAAGUCUUCUGGUGUUCAAGUCGUUUUCGAGUCUGCUAUUAUUCCAAAAUGGGGAGAUGGUGUCAUCACUUUCAAAAACGUCUUUGUGUCCAGGCGGCCGGGUCAAGGUCAAGGCAAUGUCAGCAAAGGCUCUCGAGAGUCGGCAGCCGCCGCCGCAGCCGUGGCUGUGACAAAGGAUCCCAGUAGCGACGGUUCGAUUGCCCAGGAAGACGACGGGAACUACACCCAGUUCGACCUUACCAUCAACACAGUGAACGUGACCCUGUCGUUCACAAAAUGGUUUAACGGAAAGGGACUUCUGCGAGAUGUUGAAAUCAAAGGGAUCCGCGGCGUCGUUGAUCGAACUCACCUGAUUACUCCAGAUGAGUAUAUCGAUCCGAGGUCGUACAAGCACGAGCACCAACCUGGCGACUUUGAGCUGGACUCCUUCAAAAUGGAAGAUUUGCUCGUAACCGUCUACCAACCGGAUGGAUUCAGGCCAUUCCCACACAGUCGUAUCAGGAUUGACGGGCUCAGCAUUGACCACCUCAACCGUGGCGUCGAAGGACCUUUUGGCUGGAUCCACGAAGGAAACGUGGAUAUCGUGGCUGACAUUAUGUUCCCUGCGGACAGUGAAGAGGGCAUCGCAAAAGUCAUGUCCGAUUUUUACGACCGCAUGGAGGCCACUGUCACGGCUCAUGAUGACUCCUCGGAGGCUGGGAGUGAAGAUGACAAGAGGUUCCUCGUCAUGGACAUGCGUGUUCAGUUCAACGACGUCCGCGCCGCCGUACCACUCUUCACCAAUGAUAUUUCCUACGUCAACAACGCCCUUAUUCGCCCCAUUGUGGCGUACAUAAACUCGAAACGGACAUUCAUUCCCGUCAAUUGCCGCGUUGUCAAGCGCGCCGGCGAAUUUGACGGUUCUUGGACCAUCUACGACAGUGGUCUUAUGGACGAUCUUUCCCGCGAGCUCUACGAAGCCUUUGCCCGCGACAUUAACGAUGACCGUCAGAUGCGUGCGCGCCGCUUCAAGAAGGUGGGCAUCUGGACUCUCCAGCUGGCCGCGCAAGCGCUCUUCCUCGGGCUGGCGGGUAACAUCGCCUAA